AUGCCCUCGACCAACGGCUCCGACUAUCGCCAUGCGCGCAAUGGCAGCCUCAACCUCCAACACCAGCAGCAACAGCCACAGCAGCAGCAGCAGCAGCAGCAAACACAAUCCCAGAAUGGCCACUCCAGCCCCAUGAUGAGCCCGAUGCCGUCAGUCGCGUCCCCCGCUGCCGGCUCUGCCGCUGUCGCCGCCGCUCACAGGUUUGACGGCCCGCGCAGCCCACCCAGGGCUGCCGCCGAGAACAUCUGCAAAUACUUUGCAAAGGGCAAUUGCAAGUUCGGUCCGAAAUGCGCCAAUAUCCACGUUCUUCCCGACGGCCGCCGCAUCAACUACGGCAAGAAUGGCGUCACCAUCGGCACUUCUCCCAUAAACCUCGGCGGCCGAAUCAACCCCACCUCCGCUGCCGGAUACCACCCGACGAGCGCCCUCACCUCGGGUCUCUACCGCGAGGGCGCCCCCUCGUACGGCUCCGCCUUUCCCUACGGUGACGAACGGCAGCACCAGCUGGGCCGCCAGCCCAGCGUCGAGAAUGGCCUGCCCACCAUCGACACCACCUACUCCCACCCCGGUUCGAACUACGGCUCCCCGCGCGACGACGAAGCAUCCCGAUUCGGCCUCGGCCUCUCGCCCAUCAACGCCAAGGGCUUGUCCGUCCUCGAUGCGCCCCUGCCCGCCUCCUUCGAUUCCCAGGGCAUCUCCAACGCCGCCCUCUUCCCCGGCGGUCCUUGGCCCUCGUCCGUCCCGUCAAAGUUCGGCCUCGAGUCCCCCUCCCCCUCGCUGAACAAUGCCAAGGAUUCCCGAACCUCCGAGACGCUUAAGAUGCUGCACACCUCUGCAUUCGGUGGAAGCGAAUACCUGGCCGCCGCCAACGUCACUGCAUCCAGCAGUCCCCCCAGCCAGCCCAUGUCCGGCGAGGAGUACUACGGAAAGCGGGCCAUGCACUCGAGCCGCUACGCGAAGCCCAAGAUGCUCAGCGCGAGCAUGCCGAAAACGACCGUCGACCACGAUUGGGAGGCCGAGUUCGCCUUCCUCGAGGAGGACUAUGUGCCCCAGAACCUGCAGGAUCUGUUGACCCCUGCCGAGAAGGCCCGCCGGGGCUCCCUCCGGACUAUCGAUGGCGAGCCCGGAAGCGAGAAUGCGACCAAGUUCGGUAGCCCCAUCACCGGAGCCAGCCCGAGCCGCUGGGGGCCUCUGUUCCAGCGCCAGAAGGAGGAGGAGCUCCACAAGCAUGGCCCCUCGGCCUUUGGGCACGUCGGCAGCCCCCUGCGCAACUCCAUUCUUUCCAACGAGAUGGGCAACGGCAGCCUGUCCUCUCGCCCCAUUGGAUCUCGUGCCGGUAGCGAGUCCAUGUCUGCGCUGACCCAGCAGCUGCAGCGAACCCGUCUGGGCGACGACGGCAGCGCCAGCCCGCACCUGCACCCCUUGGCGGCCACCGGCCGGGGCCCCAGCAACGGUGCCGGCCCCAUCGGAAAGGAGCGGGAGCGGGUCAUGGAGCGCCAUGUCUCGAGCGGGUCCAUCAGCUCUUCCGUCACCGGGCGGUACACGACCCCGAUCGACGAGGAGGACCCCGCAUUUGUGUUCAACAUGGAGGAAGAGGAGGAUCAAUCCUCCUCCAGGCUUCGCAAGCGGGGCUCUGCGGGGUUCGGCAUCGGAGGUGGAUGGAGCUACGCUAACGCUCUCUCCGGCAAGAACGCUACCCCUACCUCUGGCCUCGCCAAGGAGCAGCGGGAACCCUCGGUCAGCGUCGAGACGGUCGGUGGACGUUGA
Colletotrichum aenigma is the source of this 1767-nucleotide messenger RNA. It is a transcript of the gene cps3, whose product is annotated as Protein cps3. The record is from RefSeq and is a predicted model, not a curated record. Gene Ontology annotation, molecular function: metal ion binding. The coding region runs from base 1 to 1767 and encodes 588 amino acids. NCBI's taxonomy places the organism in Eukaryota, Fungi, Ascomycota, Sordariomycetes, Glomerellales, Glomerellaceae. The transcript is spliced from 3 exons.